Molecule: messenger RNA, 930 nt
Organism: Funneliformis geosporum
Lineage: Eukaryota; Fungi; Glomeromycota; Glomeromycetes; Glomerales; Glomeraceae
Source: the annotation of a GenBank genome assembly
AUGAUUACCGGAGCGGCUCAAAUGGAUGGAGCAAUUUUAAUUCUUUCAGCCCAAGAUGGUUCAAAAGAACAAACCAAAGAGCAUUUGCUUCUUGCUAAACAAAUUGGAAUUGAAUACUUAGUUGUUUUCCUUAACAAAGUAGAUAUGGUUUCAGAUUUGGAAGAAAUAGACUUAGUAAAAGAAGAGAUUAAAGAGGAUUUAAGAAAAGCCGGUUAUGAUGCUGAAAAAAUUCCGAUUAUCGGUGGUUCAGCCCUUUGUGCUCUGGAAGGACGUAAUCCCGAAAUGGGAGAAGAAAAGAUUUCUGAUUUAUUAGAUGCCAUUGACAAUUAUAUUCCCACUCCGCAGCGAAAUGUAGAUGCUCCUUUCAAAAUGUAUAUUAAGGAUAUAAUUUCAAUUACUGGUCAAGGAACAGUGGUAACCGGAGAUGUAGAGCAAGGGGUAUUAAAAAGAGGUCAAGAGGUAGAAAUAUCAGGAUUAGGAAAUGAAACUAUAAAAACAGUUGCCACUAGUAUAGAAAUGCAUAAGAAAGAAUUAGAAGAAGCCCGAGCCGGUGAUGAUGUGGGAAUUAAAUUACGAGGGGUUAAAAAAGAGCAAAUUACGAGGGGUCAACUUCUUUCCGUAGCAAUUAAAGGAACCAAAAUUAAAACUUAUAACAAAUUUUUCGCUACCGCUUAUAUAUUAAGUAGAGAAGAAAGAGGAAGACAUACUAAUUUCAGAGAUGGUUAUCGUCCCCAAUUUUACCUUGCUGCCACUGAUGUAACUGGAACAAUAGAAUUGAAAGAUAAAAGUCAAGAGGUAGCACCAGGAAGCACAGUUGAGUUUACUGUUAAUUUAAUUAAACCACUGGCUAUUGAGAAAAACGAAAAAUUCAUUAUUCGGGAAGGCGGGCAUACAGUCGGUCAAGGAACGAUUUUGGAAACUCUUGAAUAA